Molecule: messenger RNA, 740 nt
Organism: Pistacia vera
Lineage: Eukaryota; Viridiplantae; Streptophyta; Magnoliopsida; Sapindales; Anacardiaceae
Product: nucleolar protein 16
Exons: 3
Coding region: 72-638 (188 amino acids)
Biological process (GO): ribosomal large subunit biogenesis
Cellular component (GO): nucleolus
Source: RefSeq, a predicted model, not a curated record
UCGUAAUUACUGCUGGAAACACAAUAAACCCCUAGCAAAACCCUAGAAAGCAAAGAGGGAGAUAGAGAGUGAUGGGCAGGUCAAGAAGGAAGUACAAGAAUUCGAGGACGAAGGUUCGAGUAGGCCUCCCAAAGAAGAACCCACACGCGUUCAAGCCAGCCUUUUCUCUCCCUCCAAAACUUCGUUCUCUCGUUGAUGAGCUUCCCGAAUGGGACGACAAAGCCAGCGUUAUUCAAAACUACCAGUCAUUCGGUUUCGUUUCCAAUCCCAACUUGCUUGGAGUCCGUUCCCGCACUUCCCAAGUCGUCGAAAGCGACUCCCUCCAGAUGCCUCCCCCUUCUGAUGAACCCGUCGACGAGUUCGCGCCCCUUGAUUCCGGCAGCGAUCUCGAAGAAGACGAUGUGAAAUCAGCACUUGGAAAGAAGCGAAGAGAUGGGAAGAGGGCACCUUUGCAGCCUUUAACCACUAUACAACGCGCUCAUAUUGGUCGGCUGGUCGAGAGAUAUGGAGAUGACUACCAGGCAAUGUUCAUGGAUACAAAACUAAAUUCUAUGCAGCAUUCGGUUGCUACUUUGGAGAAAUUGUGCAAGAGAUAUCACAUGUAUAAGGAUAAAAACCCCUUGAUAUUAUCUAAUUGAGAAUAACUCAGUUUUGCUUGGAGCGUCUUGGGAGAUUGUAGAACAACAAUGUUACUUAAACCCUUUCACUUUAAUUAAAAUUUGUUAUUUAUGGAUGUUCAA